Molecule: messenger RNA, 1002 nt
Organism: Symbiodinium pilosum
Lineage: Eukaryota; Dinophyceae; Suessiales; Symbiodiniaceae
Source: the annotation of a GenBank genome assembly
AUGUGUGCCUGGCACAGAUCAGCACUCGCAUCACAGGACUUUGGCACAGAUCUCCGUAGCUGUUGGACGGGGCUUCAAGAUCUUGAAGAUCGACCCAUCUGCGAUCCCCGGUCAAUUGCUGAUCUUGCCCAGGACGUUGCUGGCAUUCAUGCAGAGAAAGAUGAAACCGGGAAGAGCGGCUCCGCCAUUGUGACGAAUAUGCGGCGAUUCAUCAUCAAAAACUUCAAGGCAAAACGGGGGGGUAAUGCCUACUGUGGGGAUGAAGGUGCAGGAAGAGAUCAGAAAGCACGGAGGCUUCGAAAGGGCUGUCGCUGGUGCUUGGCUCUGCAUACCAGCCUAGAAACAGACUCUUCAUGCGACGGGGCGCAGGCUGCUACAGAACUGGGCACCUUGGCUGAAGGCUCAACAAUCCAUGUCCUGAGCGCGAGUGAAUACAAUCCAAGGAUCGCACCGAUCUGUGCCGUGUUGGACCUACCUGACAUCAACAGACGCGUGCAUUGGCAGCGCAGCUGCAGCAGAAUGACGGCUUUUCGUUUCUGCGGUUUUCAUCUGCUCUGCAACAUUGAAGAGAUGUCCUCAAGGAGUGUCAUGCGGAAGGUCGAGCUGCCGCCGGCCUUCGGGAAGCGCACUUCAGCUAAAGUUCACAUGAGCUCUCACAUGUGGCACUUGGAUACCGAGAACGAUGAGGUAGAUUUCCUGGACCUCAAAGGCCCCAAAUUCUGCGGAAUCCGAGAUGGCAAAAGCUACUUCGGUGACAGCGUUGUUUGGCAUCGAAAGGAUGCUGGCUUCACGUCACUAUUUCCUUCUGGCCUCCCUUUGCGAGCUUGUGGCAGCCGAGAAGCUGCAGCUACGCUAGAGAUGGACUCCGAGCUUCUUCGAGACUUAGACAUGACAGACUACUCGCUCUUCCUCGUGCCUUACGAAAUACCGUCCAACACGACGUGCCUGUGCCAGCAUCAGUCGCCUCAUUGGCCUUUGCUGCUGGAUGCGGACAGCAACUAA